AUGCCCUCCUGGUUACCAUCGAUUCCGUACCCUCCUCCAGGGCAGCCUGGCUACUGGCACCCAGUGACUUCCACUCUCCAAUGGUGUGAAGAGGAUUACUACGCAACCUAUUACUCGGCCGAGAUCGUCAACACAUUGACCAACUUGAUCUUCAUCUACCUCGCGUACAAGGGCGUCAAGAGCUGUCGAAAACAUGGGCACGAUACAGUGUUUGAAGUUGCAUAUUUUGGGUAUUUCCUGGUCGGGUUUGGAAGUUUCAUGUUUCAUUCCACGCUGAAAUAUCCCUGGCAACUAGUUGACGAGCUAAACAUGAUCUACACCACAUGUCUCAUGGCCUACGCAAGUCUGUCCUAUUCACGUUCAUCUCAAGUCCAAGUCGGCCUCGGGGUGUUUUUCGUGCUGUUUUGCGCCUUCAUCACCGUCUACUACCACUACAUUCAAGACCCAACUUUCCACCAGACCGUCUACGCCGCCUUGACCGUCUUCAUUGUCUUCCGAAGCAUCUAUAGCAUGGAGUACACACUGCGUCCGUCACUGCGCCAGAGCGAAGAAAGACACCGACUCGAACGCCAGAGACAGAACAAGCCGGCACUAUCAAAACAACAGCAAGAAUACGAGAAUCAACGAGACAUGCAGAUCCUCAAGUCUAUGUGGUUGCUUGUUGGCUUCGGCGUGUCCAUCUUUUUGGGAGGGUUUGCCAUCUGGGGUAUAGACAACCAGUACUGUUCGACGUUGAGACGGUGGCGCAGAGCCAUUGGCAUGCCGUGGGGUUUCUUCUUGGAGGGUCACGGCUGGUGGCAUCUGAUGACGGGAAUCGGCGCUUAUUGUUAUAUUGUCUGGGGCAUUCAUCUGCGACACAUUCUCAAUGGCGAUCAGGAGCAUUAUCGUAUGGUUUGGCCGAGUUUUUGGAGAUUGCCUGAGAUUGUCAAGGUUUCGGAGCCACCCGCGCGGGAUAGCACUGGCAAGGCUGCCAAUGGCGCCGUGGCGGACGGCGAAGUGAAUAGUGGGCAUCUCAACGGCGACGCAAAGAAGUUGAACUGA
Messenger RNA from Exophiala dermatitidis NIH/UT8656, 1041 nucleotides. RefSeq names its product dihydroceramidase. The coding region runs from base 1 to 1041 and encodes 346 amino acids. NCBI's taxonomy places the organism in Eukaryota, Fungi, Ascomycota, Eurotiomycetes, Chaetothyriales, Herpotrichiellaceae. Gene Ontology annotation, biological process: ceramide biosynthetic process; ceramide catabolic process. The record is from RefSeq and is a predicted model, not a curated record. Gene Ontology annotation, cellular component: endoplasmic reticulum membrane. The transcript has 3 exons.